Molecule: messenger RNA, 1968 nt
Organism: Sphaerulina musiva SO2202
Lineage: Eukaryota; Fungi; Ascomycota; Dothideomycetes; Mycosphaerellales; Mycosphaerellaceae
Product: NAD(P)-binding protein
Exons: 3
Coding region: 1-969 (322 amino acids)
Cellular component (GO): cytoplasm
Molecular function (GO): oxidoreductase activity, acting on the CH-OH group of donors, NAD or NADP as acceptor
Source: RefSeq, a predicted model, not a curated record
AUGGCCGCUACAUCUGCCAACGUUCCAUUUACCGUCCAAGGCAAGACUGCCUUGAUCACGGGUGCUGGAAGUGGAAUCAACCUCUCCUUCGCGAAGCUCCUCCUCGAGCGAGGCUGUAACGUAGUCAUCGCAGACCUCAGCCUCCGCCCCGAAGCAGAAAAGCUCGUGCAGCACUAUCUUCCCAAAGAUGCAAAUACGCCCAGCUGCAUCUUCGUCAAGACCGACGUGACUAGCUGGGAUCAACUCGAGAACGCAUUUCAGGUAGCAGACAACGAAUAUGGUGGAGCAGACAUUGUCUGCCCAGGAGCAGGAAUAUUCGAGCCGCACUGGUCCAACUUCUGGAUACCGCCUGGCACAGGUGCAUCAAAGGACAAGCUUCACGGAGACAAUGGCAUCGGUCACUAUGCACUGCUCGAUAUCAACUUGACACAUCCUAUACGCACCACGCAGCUUGCCAUUUCUAGAUGGCUGAACCCGCCAAAGGGUUCCAGAACUGGAAAAGUGUCUGCUGCAAACCCCAAGCGUAUCGUACACAUCAGCAGUAUCGCUGGUCAACAGCCCAUUGUUGGUCAGCCUCUGUACGUUGCUUCGAAGCACGCCAUAUCUGGUUUCAUUCGAGCCUUGGCACCACUGGAGCAGAGGUUGGGUAUCAGAGUUAAUGGAGUUGCACCUGGCGUUAUCAAAACUCCGCUGUGGACAGAUCAUCCAGAAAAGCUCGUUUGGCUGGACGAAAAGCAGGACGAGUGGAUCGAGCCUGAGGAAGUUGCCGACGCGAUGCUGCGGUGCGUUGAGAGUGACGACGUGGUCGGGGGAUGGGUUCUCGAAGUUCUCAAAGGAACCACCCGCAAUGUUGGAUGGCAGAACGAACGCGGACCACAGGGCCCUGGAUCUACCGCGAGCAAUUCGGCGGCCAACGUUGCUGAGGUCUACGAUUGGCUUGCUCAGCCUGGCUGGGGUGUGGCAAAUUGAGAAUCUCGUUCAAGCUUUGCAGAGUGCCAACCACUGAAGAAGAUGUUGUCGCUACGCCAAGUCCCCUUAGACUAACUCGCUCAGCUGAAUAGGAUGCUUACGUGCGCUAUCGAGAUACCACUACAGCCAUCUUUUUGCACUCUGCUCGAUGUGCAUAGUGAUUUUCCGUGACCUCAAGAUCACAACUCCCUUUCGUCCUGAUGGGACCCCUUCAUCUCCCGCUCAGAAGCCUGGAGAACUUGAUGAUGUAUCCUCGCGCUCAUUCACUUGGUAUCGGUCAGGGACUGAGGGCGAACCGCCGAAAUUCUAAUUCAUCCGCCCACGACAAAAUGCACGAGGCCCCUUCUGUAGAUAUACCAAGGCAUGGCCACAUUGCAGGCCAUCAUGAUUCUAGUGAGAGGAGACAUUCGGGCAAGCGAAGAUUUCAGUGAGCUGAGUAUGGCCUCUACUCAAAACCAAAGACGCUGGCUGAUGCAGCAUUCAUGCAUACCAAGAAGAUCAUGAAUCAGCCCUGCUGGCGAGUGCCACGUGCCAGCACCUUUCGAAUUUCGCACAGCUAAAGAUGCGUCGAGAGCAAAGUACGGACGGAAGGCUGAAGCUACUGAAAUCUGGACAUAAAACAUCAACGGCACCAAUCUUGAUGCUGUCGCGCAUGGCAGCAUGAUCCACCGCUGCCACGCUGGAGCACGUUCGGUCUUUCAGCCUCUCUGGCACGCUCUCGAUGCUCGGCAUUCGCUCCAUAUCCGCAUUGCUUGUCGUGACCCUCUUCAUGACCACCAAGAUGAUGCGACAAGCACUUCCUGUGGCUCUCGCAGACUCCAUGGCAAUCUGGUCUGCCUGUUUCGUAGCCGUCUCAAAAAAAAAGUGCGGAGACACCUCCCGAUUCAAACGAUCUCGGAAAAUCACCUGACAACGCAAACUUCACCGCCUCCAGACCGUGUAUCGUGGUCAACAUGUACCUCCUCGAAGCAUUCACAGUGGACGCACCAUUUCAGGCUU